Molecule: messenger RNA, 864 nt
Organism: Arabidopsis thaliana (thale cress)
Lineage: Eukaryota; Viridiplantae; Streptophyta; Magnoliopsida; Brassicales; Brassicaceae
Product: Vacuolar ATPase assembly integral membrane protein VMA21-like domain-containing protein
Exons: 2
Coding region: 204-524 (106 amino acids)
Biological process (GO): vacuolar proton-transporting V-type ATPase complex assembly
Cellular component (GO): endoplasmic reticulum-Golgi intermediate compartment membrane; endoplasmic reticulum membrane; ER to Golgi transport vesicle membrane
Source: RefSeq, marked reviewed
CGUCCCACGAAUCGGCUUAUACCGCUCUUACAAGCAAUCUUAUUUAACCCGCCGAGUCUAAGACCGAGAGUGCACUCGCUAGAUCCAACGCCGGACUCAAUCCAUCCCUUAACCCUGAGCAAGAUCUGUGUCUCUCGAUUCCUGAUUUCAUCUAAAAUCAAUGGGCUCUCGAUUUCUGUAAACUUCAAUUCGGUGGUUUUGCCAUGGCUGGAGUUAUGCACAAGUUCCUUAUUGCGUCAAUGUUCAUGUGGAUUCUUCCUGUUGCCAUAUUAUACGGAUUCAACCACAAUUUGCUUCCUGGUUCAACGACAUUGUCUCCUCAUUCUCUAAUUCUCUUGAGCGGAUUUCUUGCGGUGGUAUCAGUGAACACAGUGAUCGUGUUCUACAUCUGUAUGGCCAUGAAAGAACCUGCAGAUAAACACAAACCAGACGCUGCAUUUCUCGCUGAGGCCAAAGAUAGUGUGAACAAAUUGACAAAAGGAGCCACAAGCAGUGAUGAUCAUGCACUCAAAAAACAAGAGUGAGAGCUUUCUUAAUCCAAUUAUGAAAUGAAGAACAACAUCUGGGUUGGAUCGAAUGGAGCAGACCUCGGGUUAUCGAAAUAGAUUAUUACAGGAUUCUGUGAAAAUUGAGGUUUAGGGUUGGUUAAACAAAGUAGCAGAAAAACAUGUCGUGUAUGAUGAACAGAGAACUAAUGUUAUAACACAAAACUACGAACACUCUUGGAAGGAUUAGACAUUUGCCAGUUAUUUCUUUCCUCAAUACGUAAUUGGUGUAAUGAAUUAUUCCACAAACGAAGAAAAAUUGACAUAAGAACAAAAACAAAACACAAAAACUUGUAUAAAAUUUGUAGGAAUUUUUUUU